Spinacia oleracea (spinach) is the source of this 3635-nucleotide messenger RNA. RefSeq names its product lysine-specific histone demethylase 1 homolog 3-like. NCBI's taxonomy places the organism in Eukaryota, Viridiplantae, Streptophyta, Magnoliopsida, Caryophyllales, Amaranthaceae. The transcript is spliced from 4 exons. The record is from RefSeq and is a predicted model, not a curated record. The coding region runs from base 297 to 665 and encodes 122 amino acids.
UAGUUCAACCUAACUUCAUUUUCCCUGUUCUCUCUCUUCCCCUCUCCGGUUUCUCUCCUUCCCCUCUCUGUUUCUUCUCUGGGCACGAAAUUCAAACUUCCUGCACACACCGCACUGUUGUUCCCCCACCGCCGCAUCGCCGCAGAUGUUCCCCCACCGCUCACCGUUGUUGUUCCCCCACUGUUGCGUCCCUGCUGUUCCACACCGCCGCGUCGCUCCUCAUUGUAUCUUAUAGGAGGACACCCCGUACAUCAAUCAUUAGCUUUCUUAAAUUUUUUCGAAGAAGUUCAGCGGGAAUGGGAGAUGCACUAAGAAGUUCAGGAGGACAUCCAGUAAUGCCGAGGUGCACAAAGGUGACAUUUCUACGAGUUGUUCACCAGCAGCUUGCUCUAGAAUUCUGGGAUGCCCAGACUGUGCAGUACACUGUUCACCAGCAGUUUUCGAUAUGCUCCUCUACGACCAUUUUCGACUUAGGUAUUGGAAAAACUGUCAAAGAGAAAGUCUGUGUUCAUACUAGCCGUGGCAUACGCAGCAUCGCAAGCCAGUUGGUUAACAUGUGGAUUGAGGUUUUCCGUAAGGAGAAGACUACUAAUGGUGGCUUGAAGUUAUUGAGACACAUGAAAAAUUCAGCAUAUACAUGUGCAGCAUUCUGCAGCUGGAAAUAAGGUCAAUCCGAGCUCAAAGAAGCUAGCUGUAAAGCAAGUGAAACUGGAAACUGGAUUUGGCUCAAAAAUAGAUGCUCGAUCAUCAGCAUCACAAGUUUCAAACGGCGGACCAGGUAACAAGUUAGAGGAAGAUGGGAACGUUCCGUUGUCUGAAGAAGAACAAGUUGCUCUUGCAGCUGCAGAUGCUGCUCCUGCUGCUGCUGUAGCGGCUGCUGAGGUUUGUUACCUUCCCAUCAUUUAUGCUUUAAAUCAGCUAAUAAAUGCAAACUUAAUCAGCUUAUUAAUGAAACUUACUAUAAGGAUACGGAAAUGACAAUGACAAGAACUUUGAGUAGGAAAUUAGAAAGGAAUACUUCAACUGUGUAUUUAUUUUAUAAAGAUAUAACCUUGUUUAGCAACUAAUACUUCCUCUAUUCUUUUUUUGGUUGACGCACUUUAUUUUGGCACACAUAUUAAGAAAAGGUGACAAAGGAAGGUAAUAGACAAACACCCCUAUAUUAAACAUGUAAAGGGUUUAAAAUAAUUAUUUAGGUUCAUUAGUUAAAAGUUGUGACAGAAAUAAGGCAAUUUAGUCAAAAUGUGACCUAUAAUGAUCAAACGAGUCUUAAAUGUGCAUAACGCUACCAAAAUAGGUGAUAAAGAGUCUUUGAAACAUAAAAAUAAGUGUAUUAAACUUGUAAAGGGUUUAAAAUAUUUAUUGAAGUUCAUUAGUUGAAAGUUGGGACCGAAAUAAGCCAUUUUAGUCAAAAUGUGACCGAUAAUGAACUAACGAGGCUUAAAUGUGCAUAACUUUACCAAAAUGGGUGAGAAUGAGUCUUUUAAACAUAAAAAUAAGUGUAUUAAACAUGGAAAGACUUUAAAAUACUCAUUUAAGUUCAUUAGUUGAAAGUUAGGACCGAAGUUAGCCAGUUUAGUCAAAACGUGACCGAUAAUGAACUAACGAAGCUUAAAUGUGCAUAACUUCACCAAAAUGGUGAGAAUGAGUCUUUGAAACAUAAAAAUAAGUGUAUUAAACAUGGAAAGACUUUAAAAUACUCAUUUAAGUUCAUUAGUUGAAAGGUGGGACCAAAAUUAGCCAUUUUAGUCAUAAUGUGACCGAUAAUGAACUAACGAGGCUUAAAUGUGCAUAACUUCACCAAAAUGGGUGGGAAUGAGUCUUUCAAACAUAAAAAUAAGUGUAUUAAAUAUGGAAAGACUUUAAAAUACUCAUUUAAGUUCAUUAGUUGAAAGUUGGGACCAAAAUUAGCCAUUUUAGUCAAAUUGUGACCGAUAAUGAACUAACGAGGCUUAAAUGUGCAUAACUUUAUCAAAGUGGGUGAGAAUGAGUUUUUGAAACAUAAAACUAAGUGUAUCAAACAUGAAAACACUUUAAAAUACUCAUUUAAGUUCAUUAGUUGAAAGUUGGGACCGAAAUUAGUCAUUUUAGUCAAAAUGUGACCGAUAAUGAACUAACGAGGCUUAAAUGUGGAUAACUGCACCAAAAUGGGUGAGAAUGAGUCUUUCUGUGAGGGGGUCGAAAAAGCGCGAGGCUAAUGCGUGACCUUGUCCCUCGUGGGUGUGACGAUUCUUUUUAUUCAAUCAAGUGUAAUUGGAUUUCCUGUGAGUAUACACCCAAUUGACUAGUAAUAUAGGAGUCGCCAUUCAGUUUUUAACGACAAUGAGAAAAACUGACAAAACCCGGUUAUCGUGACAUAAAGGGAGUGCAAUUAUGUUUGACCACGACGGCCGUAGGUUCCCUUGUGAUCCCUGGUGUGGGGAUCUCUCAAUAUACACCCGCAAGGUAGAGAUUGAGGGAUCGGGGGACUGUAACUACCGAGAGGAGUACUUCGCUCGUCGAUAACUCCAGAGGCAUGAUAUCCUUACUAGCUCAGCAUAAAUAAUUGAAGGGACAUGCGUUGACUGUUAAACUAAUCUGAGUUCACUACAAAAAAACGCGGCACAUUGUGACGCUUUUUGGAACAAAUUGCGACGCUCUAAAGUGUCGCUAAUUCACAUAGCGACGCUUUGGGAGAGGGUCGCUAUUUUCAUUGCCGCUAUUUACCGACGCUUUGGAGCGUCACAAUUUGAAAAAUAUCGAUGUAUUUCUUCGUCGCUAUUUGGGAUAUAGGGACUCUAUGGGGAGUCGCAAUAUUUAGAUUGUAUAAAGCGUCACUAUUUGCACGCGUAUGGACACAUUUCUCCGCCACUAUAAACCAUAUAGAGACGCUUUAGACACCCGAAAUAUAUAGAUUCUUAUUGGAGUCACUAUAUGUGUACUUUCGUGUGAGUUCUCUUCAUUCCCUCCAAAAUAAUUUAGACCCUUUGAAGCGUCACAAUUUGCAUCAUAUUAUUUUUCAUAUAUACAUAAUAAUUUAGACACUUUGGAGCGUCACAAUUCGCAUCAUAUUUAUAUAUAUAUAUAAAAUAUAAAAUCAUGAAUUAUCUAUAAAAAUAUAUAUCGACCAUAGAUAAUCAUAAUCAAAUACAAGUAUUAACUAAUUACUACGUACAUUAUCUUAAAUCAAUAUAUAUAAACGUCAUGAUAUGAUUCAUAUAUACUUAGCGAUAACGUAGUUAAUUUAGAAAAAGUGAUAAAAAACAUCUAUACAUUAAAUUAAUUCGCAGAGUCUAGUCAAAUUGAAAUAAAAGCGAUAUUUUAAAACAAAAAUAACUUCUAACUAGCAUUAUCAUUUUUUCUACAAGAUAAUCCAAAACUAAAUAAAAACAACUUCCUAGCUACGAACAAACUAAUUACCAAGUAAACCUAUAUUUAUGCUAGCUUAUCUUCAAGAUAACUUGUUCAUCUCUUGAUCUACAUUACCACUUGAAUCAUCAAUAAUCUGCAAAGAAAAUAUAAUGUCAAAUAUAUAUGAAGUAUGAUGAACAUUCCAUAAAAUCAAAAAUCAACAGUAAUCCUAACCAGCUUCAUCCUAACUACUAGUGGUCUUCUCAAAAUAAUACCAACUAUUAAUCAAGGGAAAAAUGCAUGAC